Schistosoma haematobium is the source of this 9211-nucleotide messenger RNA. Its product is annotated as Lysine-specific demethylase 5A. Lineage: Eukaryota; Metazoa; Platyhelminthes; Trematoda; Strigeidida; Schistosomatidae. Gene Ontology annotation, biological process: chromatin remodeling. Gene Ontology annotation, molecular function: DNA binding; histone demethylase activity. The transcript has 26 exons. Bases 93 to 7916 code for a protein of 2607 amino acids. Gene Ontology annotation, cellular component: nucleus. The record is from RefSeq and is a predicted model, not a curated record.
UUGAAGGUCAUUGAAACGUAAGAUGAGUAGCGGCUGUUCAAAGCGCUUAGGAAAUGGGUUUAUGAGGUCUCAGUCGUUUAGUUUUUCCGCCCAUGUCUCUGGAUUUCAUCCGCCCUCCAUCCGCCCCAGUUUUCAACCCAACAACUGAAGAAUUUACUGACCCUAUUAGUUAUGUCCAACGUAUUUCCCCGGUAGCAUUUAAUUACGGGAUUUGUAAAAUACGCCCCCCAAAUGGCUGGAAGCCACCAUUCUCUGUCGAUCAACAAAACUUUACUUUUGUUCCCAGAGUGCAGGAGUUGACUGAUGUUAGUGCGUAUAAUCGUGUAAGAUAUCAUUUUAUUACUUCUCUGAUAAAUUUUUGGGAGGCUCAGGAUGUUACACUGUUUGUCCCCCAAAUAAAGGGGAAAAGUAUCGAUAUUUAUCGAUUAUGGAAACAGGUAAAGUGUACUGGCGGCUACCAAACUGUGUGCGAAAAAAAGCUUUGGUGUAAAAUUUGUGGGGAAAUCGGCUUGCCAGCAAUUCCAUCUUUUGCCUCUGCUCUGUGUUCACACUAUAAGAAGUACUUGUUGCCCUAUGAUACGUUUAUCGCUGAUGAAUCGGUAAAUGAUAAUAAGCAUUUAGAGUUUUCAUGUUCAAGUCAGUCGCGAAAAAAUAAACCAUCGGUCAACAAGAUGGUAUGCUCUGUGUGCAAUCUUGGUGAUGAUGACAAAUAUCUCCUCUUGUGCGAUGGUUGUGAAACCUAUGGAGCAUGUCACACGUACUGCCUUGAUCCACCUUUGUCUGAUGUUCCCAAGGGAAAUUGGUACUGUCGUUCUUGCAUAAUAAGGAGAUAUAAGCGGUUAAAUCGAUAUGAGGCUUUUGGAUUUAAAAGCUCAAAUGUAAAAUAUACGCUUCAUACAUUUGGGAUUCGAGCUGAUGAUUUCAAGGCGAAACACUUUGGGAAACCAACGCAUAUGGUUUCACUUGAAGAGACUGAAGCCGAAUUUUGGCGCCUUGUUGGCUCCGAAGAUACUGGGGUAAGUGUGGAGUAUGGGGCCGACCUGAAUGCUCGUGAACAUGGAUCAGGCUUCCCAACUUCCCGACCCGGAAGGAUAAGUCAGAAGUUGAAACAUUAUGUUACUUCACCUUGGAAUUUAAACAACACUCCUCUGCUAGAUAACUCUGCUCUUAGAUUUUUACCACGGAAUAUAUCUGGCAUGAUUAUUCCUUGGUGCUAUGUUGGUAUGGCGUUUUCCUGUUUUUGCUGGCACACAGAGGAUCAUUGGAGUUACUCCAUUAACUAUCUGCAUAUGGGUGAGCCAAAAACGUGGUAUGGAGUUCCAACGAACUACGCCGAUGCUUUCGAAUUGGCCAUGCGUUCUGAGGUCCCUGAAUUAUUUGUCAAUUCUCCAGAUUUAUUGCAUCAUAUGACUACAAUGGUCUCACCAUCUAGACUCCAAGCACAUGGUGUCCCCGUUUAUCGUACUGACCAAAUGGUCGGUGAAUUCGUAGUGACAUUUCCUCGCGCAUUCCAUGCUGGUUUCAACCAAGGAUUUAACUUUGCGGAAGCAGUUAACUUUUGCCCUGCAGAUUGGCUUGAAUAUGGGCUAAAUUGUAUUGAGCACUAUGCACUUUUACAUAGAACUCCAGUUUUCUCACAUGCCGAAUUGUUGUGUCGUAUGGCUAAGUCUGUUGAACCACUCAGUGUGGAAUUUCUAACGGUUAUCACAAAACAGUUAGGUGAUUUACUUACUACUGAACGUAGUUUGAGACGUCAUUUGGCGAGGAUUGGUGUUAGGCUUACGGAACGAAUGGUUUUUGAAAAUUCGGAAGAUGAAAAAAGAGAAUGUGAUUUAUGUAGGACAACACUUUACUUGUCAUCGUUGGGGUGUAAAUGUUCGGAAAGUAUGGUUUGUUUAGCUCACUAUCAAAUACGUACAUGUUGUCCCCGUGAUAGCCAAAUUAUGCGCUAUCGUUAUGAUUUAGAUGAAUUAACUGAAUUUAAGGAGAAAUUACAAUCAAAAUUAAUUGAAUUUGAACAAUGGAAGAAUCAAAUUGAAAAUGAAGUAUUUAGUGCAAUGCAAAACUCUGUUGAUACAAUAAAAAUAUCAUCUGCGCUCAAAACGGCAACUACUACUAAUACUACUACUACUGAAAUCAAACAAAAUAAAUCUGGUGAUAAUUUAAAACAUCAAACGGAUCUAUUGAAAUUAAAUAAUCAUUUAAAAUUAUCCAUUUGUGAUAAUGUUGAUAAUAGUGUUAAUAAUUCCAGUACUGUUAGUAGUAAUAAUACCAAAGAAAACGAUCAUGGGGAUAUUAUCGUUGAUACUAAACUAGAUGUUGACAACAAAAAUGAACUUGCUACUGUGGGUUCAAAGCCUUCAUCGUCUAUUUCUCUGAAAACUGAUCAGGAACAGCAUCAUAAAUUAACUUUGUCUGAUUUAAAUAAACUUUUAAAGCUUGGCCGGGCACGACAGUAUCCCAAUACAUUAGUGGAACGUUUAAAUCACGUGGUUCAUACUAUUAGUGAAUGUUCAUCAGUCGUUCGCAAACUAAUUACCAGCUAUAAGAAUGCAUGUGAAUCAAUGAAAAUCACUCAGGAAACUGAAAUGAAAUCUGUCAAAUAUGAAUCGACAGAUUCAGAACAUGAAGAAGAUGACGAUCAUGAUUUUGAGAAUGAUGAUGCUGAUAAUGAUAAUGGGACUUCUGAACGCAAAGAAUUAACACAAAAUACUGAUAGAAUUGUACACAAUAUAUCACACACAUCAACUUCUAGCAGAUCUAAUUCAGAAACAGAUGAUGAAGUCAGUAUUGAAGACUCUCGAAAUUCUAGUGGUACUUCGUUUACUAAAAACAGUCGAAGAUUAAGUAGAAGUAGUUUUCACGGUGGUGAUGAUGAUAAUGAUGAUUAUACAGAAAGAUUAGAGCAAAGGGAAGAAGAUAAAAUGACGGAGACUAAUCAAAACGAACAAGUGGAUGCUUCAUUAAAAGCCAAUUGUCACAAUGAUAAUAAUCAUAAUGACAGUUGUCGUAAACUCAGGUCUAGAAGUACCAGUUGUCAUUACGCUAGUUCAAACCGGACUAGAAAUAAAUCGUCCGCACCGAAAGGUCCUUUUAUUUCGAAACUAACACUAAAUGAAUUCGCUAGUCUAGUUAAAUUAGCUUCAACUUUACCGGUUAUUUUACCGGAAUACAAAGAUCUACAAGAAUUUGCUGAUCAUAUCACUAGAUGGAGAAGUGAAGUGCGUGAUUUGUUAGUAAAUUUAAACAAGAAACCUUUUUUUAAUAACAAUAAUAAUGGCAAUAAUAUUGUCGAUGUUAAUGAUGGUUGCAUUAUUUCAUCUAUUUCCGACAUCAACACUACUACUAAUGAUAACAGUAGUUUGUAUGAUCCAAAUAAAAUAGAGCUACAACUUCGAUCAGUAUUGCCCUCCGUAAUAAAAGUUGCAGAAUAUAUCAACGUUGGCAACGCGAUCGAUAUUGAAUUACCCGAAUUAAAUCAAUUGAAAAGAGUUCAUGAAUGUCUAACAUGGUUAGAAAAAGUAGACAAAGCAUUAAAUUAUAAAUCAAAUUCUGUUCAAGAGAAAAUUGAAAAAUAUCGUAACACAAAUCCAUCAACUGAUAUUACAAUCAUCAGUAAACCAACAUUAAGUAAUCUAUGCGAUUUACAAAUUCAAGGUAGUCAUGUAGCUUCAGCUAUUGCUUAUGUAAUGAAUAUUUCAGAAAAUGUUUAUUCAUCAUAUAAUUUUUCUUCACAUAGUUUAUUAGAUACAGUAUUAAGUAUUCAAAGUCGACAUCUUUUAGAAACGAUAUCUACAGUAAAGUUGAUUGAAGAAAGAUUAAAUGAAAUUAUUCAAGCCAAACCUGGUAGUCUAUCUUUGAAUUCAGUCAAAGAACAAUUAAUUAUAGCCGAGCAAUUACCAAUUCAAUUGACUACCAUUACCAAUGUUCAAUCAAUAUGUGAGAAAGCAGAGAAAUAUGAGAAACAAUUUGAAUUAUUUGCAAGGUUACUCUUACAGAAUAUUUCAUUAUCAUCAUCAUCAUCAUCAUCAUCAUUGAAUGAGUACAAUCGAAACACAUUUCAACAAGAACAAUGUUACACCGAAGUGAAACAGAAAAAAGAAGAAGAAGCAAAUUCUACAGUUAAUAAUAACAAUAAUCAAUGCACUAUGGAUCAAGAAAUAUUAGAUGAGGUUGGCUUAGGCUCAGUGAAUUCCACUCCAAUCAAUUGGCAGUCUUAUUUUAAUACACUAGAAGAUAGUAUACAAGAUUGUGUUAUAAAAUUCCCACAGAAUGAUUCUAUAAGGAAACUACUAUCAGAUUUGAAUAAAUUCCAUGAAAAAUUAUCAAAAUUAUUUAUACGACCACAAUCAACUCGAAGUUUACUAGAAAUUCUACUGCCUAGAUCAGCAUCUGCAUUAGAAUGGCUUAUUCGUUUAGAUGGCGAUCCAGAUAUUAUACCGGAUUCAUAUAGAAAUAAUUUUAAUUUAGAUGCAAACAACUGUCCACCUACUACAUAUAAACGGCAUACACGUAGUCCACAUUUUCAGUCAUUAACAUACAAAUCGUUGUGCAAAGAUAAUGUACAAGAAUUCGCUAAAAUUUCAAAUGUGUCCAAUUGGGAACAAGUGUAUAGUUCGACGUAUAAUCGUUUUGUUGAGGCUGAAGUUUCAUUAAUGCAUUAUUUACGCAGUACAAAUAUGCGAAAAUCACGAGCAAAAAAUCAAGAGAAAAUUGUUUAUUGUAUAUGUAGACAGCCUGGACUUACUAGUUUUAUGCUUCAGUGUGAAUUAUGCCGUGAUUGGGUACACGGUCGGUGUGUUACACUCCCAGCUUUAAAGGAUUCAGAAACUGAACGUAUGAGAUAUAUUUGCCCACGGUGUGAAUGUAGUUUAAGACCAGAUUUAAAACAAGUCCUUAAUUUUGUCUCAGAACUUAAUAAUCUUUCUUCAUGCAAUAAUGACUCAAAUCAUGACCAAACAGUGAACAGCAGCAACAACAAUCACCAUGAAAUUAGUUUAUGUUUCCAUCAAUUUCCAGAAUUCGUUGCGGUUCAACUACUUUGUGUUCGAGCUAUUUCCUUUAUCAAGCAUAUUCAAACGUCGAUUGCAUCUAAUACAGAACUUAAACAAGCUCUGUCCGAUUAUGAACACUUUUCCAAUAUGACUAUGCCUUCGAUCAAUUUAAUAGAAGAGAAUAUUUCUGAGGAAUUGAUGUCAAGUCCAAAUUGUAAUGAUACUUCUCAAAUACUAAUUAAUUCAAAAAAACUUUACCUUCCGGAAAAAGGUACAUCACUUGAUCUUGCCUGUUCGUCUAAAAGUUCUUUAGGUUCUGAUAGUCGUUCUUCAAAUACCACUGUUCGAUCAAUGAUAUCGCAUUCCCAAGAUUAUCUUGAUAUUGAUUAUGCGAAAACGCAAACAGCUGGUUCAUAUUUACCAACAGCUAGACCUCGAGCUGGUAACAUUUCAAUGCCUGCCAAAUCACCUUGGAAAGUAAUGAAUUCUACAAUGUCCAAAAUGGAAAUGCCAGUUAACCGUAAUCCACGUGAAUUUAUCGUUCCUGAUGAAAUGCGUUCCUCUUCAUCAUCAAGGCUGUCUAAUUUGGAAUUACAAUUUUCCAGUUGUAAACAAGGUUGUAAAUCUCAAUUAUCAGCAUCAGAUAACACUGGAUGUACGCAUUCAGGUGAACUAAAAGAGGCGGAAGCUGCUGAAGCUUUAGCUGGUCUUUCAGCAUCUUUAAAUUCACAAUCUUCUGUUGUGCUAAAACAAGAUUUAAGCUUAUCAUCAGUGUAUAAUCGACAAUCGUACAGUAAUUUCAAAACGGAUAUUUCAUUUAGUCAAUUUGGUAAUCGUGGCAGUUUAUCUGGUAGAAUUAUGAAUCAACGAGAUACUGGUUUUAGCCCAUGUUCUACUGAUAGGUCAGAUUCAAUGCACUUUAAUAAACUUCACCAUGGUUCACUUUUAUCACCAAACCAUGCUCGAGAUCUUUGCAAUGUUAAUCGUCUUGGUCAUUCCAAAAUUCCAACAACAGACCUCGAAACUACAAGAAAAACAUCUUGUAUACAAUCGACACGAAAAUUUUACUUCCCAUUGUCUGCAGAAGCUCGUAAAAUAUUAGAAAACUUAAUAAUGGAAGCGUGCUUAUUAGAAGUACAUUUACCACAAACACGAUGGUUAUGGCAAUUGCAUUUAGCUUCCGAUCAAGAAACAGAAUCUUGUGGUGCCUAUCAUCCAUUUGUUGCGAAAAUAGAAGAAGAACGUCUUAAGCGACGAAUUUUACGUCAUAUUCAACAAUCAAGUCAAUCAAAAUUAUCUGAACGAUUGAGAGCCGGACGACGAAAAAGAAGAGGUUCUGGUUCAGUAGGUAAUUUUGUCAAUGUAUUGGAUAAAAACAUGGAACAUUCUGAUGAUAGCAACACAUCCGUAACUGAAAAUAGUGAGUUGCAAAAGCGCCAACGUCAUAGUCCAAUAUAUUCAGAAGCAGAGGAAAAACAGAGCGGUUCGUCAUCAGUUUCAGAUCCUAUUACUCGUGCUAAUUUUAUCCCUCACAGGAAGGCCUAUCGCUUGAGAGGUCGUGCAUCAGAUUUGACUAUAGCAAGACGAUAUAAAAUGGGUAGACCUAGACGUUUGUUGCCUGUACGAAGUCGGCGUUCAGUUCAACGACCACCUCAUGCUAUUGGUUAUAGAUCUAUGCGCUCCACUGAACAGAAGCAUUUUUAUAAUUCAACUAUGCGAAAUGUACUACAACAAAAAUGUCAUACAAUGUUAUCUAACAGUAAACAGUGUAAAAUGCCAACUAACAGACGUGCUAGAAAUCUAAGUGGCCAAUUAUGCAUGGCAUCUCGGAGAACUGGACGGGUUUAUCGUGGAGAACGCCUUGUACGGCGUCCACACGCCUUUUCUAAUAAUGAAUAUAGUGAUUCGUCAACAAGUGAAGAACACUUGGAAACGGCACCAACAAAUGAACAGUAUCACUCAAGACGCGAAUCAAUACCGUAUCGUAAAAUGACAUCCAAUUAUUUUAGUUACACUGUCGGUAGAAAAAGGUCAGCCUUUAGACAGGAUAGACUAAGUGGGAUUCGAUCAACAAUGCCAGCAACAAAAGCUAUGUUAAAUAAUGAUGAAAGUGAAGAAGAAAAUGUAGAUUGUGCUACAGAUGAUCAAGCGUCUAAUUAUGAAGAUGAUGAAUGCCCAGCAGGACCAUGUCUACAUCCACAAACUGGUACUGUAAAAUGGGUCCAAUGUGAAGCAUGUUGCCGAUGGUAUCAUCAGAUAUGCGUCGGAAUUCAUCAUCAUUUUCAGCUUCCUAAAGUAUAUUUUUGUCCUACAUGUCAUCAGCGUGCUACUAACGACUUCCAUGCACAUCGGAAGCAACUUUCGACUGGUAGAAAUUUAAGUCGACUUCCUAGUGGACGUUUUCUUAAUAAAAAUCCAUCGAAACUCCAUUUACGUACGAAAUUAACAGCUGGAAGUCCUAUUAAGUUAGGAUCACAUUUAUCACAGCGUCCAGUUGGUUGGACCACUAGGUCAGAAGUAUUAUCAUCUCGUUUACCUAAAUUACGUCCUUAUAAUGAUCCAGAAGUUCCAAAUGUACUCGAUGAUGAUUAUGACGAUGAUAAUGAUGAAGGUAACAAUAAUACCACUGAAGAAAAAGAUGUGAAUUCCACAAUGAAUCAAGAUAUUCCAGUUUUGACUAAUCAACUAGUAGAUGAUAAUUGGUGCGAUAUCUCUCAAAGUUCUGAAGAACCUUCAAUAAAGAUACCUGUUAGUUCGCCACAUGAAUCUGUACACAUGGAUGAACCUCCUGUUAUUGAUGCAUAUGAACAUGUUUCAAAUAAUUAUACUAAUAAUGAGGACGCUGUUGAAGUAUCAAAGGGACCAACGGAGGUUCUCUUGGAAGCAUUAGAUGUUAUGAGUAGUGAAAAUAAUUUCAAGUAAUUGUAUUUGAUUAUCCUGUGUGUUAUUCUCCGCACUGCACUACAAUCAUCAACAAUUUUCAUAUUUUAUUAUCAAAUAUUUAACAACUCAUCACAGCAAUAUCUAUUUUAUAUUCGAUUAUUGAAUAGAAGUUAUUUCAUGAAAAUGUAAGGUGUGUGUACACGUUGAUGGUAAUUACAAUCUGUAAAUUAUUAAAUGAAAAUAGUAUUUUAGUGACUUAAGUGCUAAUUUAAUUGUUCUUUUGCGAAUCCUUGUCUGUCAGGUUGACACUUUCAUAUAUGUAAUUGAUAAAUCAUCUCUGUACACAUUAUUUUCCUUUACUGAAUUCGGAUCAUUUUCCAUAUAUUUCAUUGUCAUUUUUUCCUUUACAUAUUUUAUUGUUAUCGAUUUAUCUCUCCUGAUAUUAGUGUAAAAUUAACAUGUUUAUUUCCAUACUGCACUGUUCUCAACAGUUGAGUGGUCUCGAGAUUUCACUUAAAACACUACUCUAGACUGUUUAGUGCACAAUACCACAGCAAUACGUCUUUUUUUCAUUUAAACUUAUCAAUUGUUUUUGUCACUCAACUUUUUCGUAACUCCACAUUACUAUAUAACUCGAUAAAUGUACCUUCUUUGCACACAUAUACAGUAAUCAUUCUCUCGUAAAUUCUGUUGUUAAUUUUUGAUUCGUUUCUCGGAUUAUUCUCUCCAUUGUUAUAUCGAAACUAAUGAAAGAGUAUCGCUCCAAUGUCGUCAGCGUAGCGUUAUUAUUAUUUUUAUUGUUAGCAAUACCACCUUUUGAAUAUGUCCGAAUAUUUUCAUAAAUUUUUCCAUUUUAUCACCCUAAUCAGUGAUAAAAAUGAUUUUGGUAGAUUAUUUUGACAAUGAAAAUGGUUUCUUGUUUACAGUUGUUUGUUAUAUGCAUUUGUUUUUUUUUUUUACCAAACAUGAUUACUACGUAAGAUUUCGCCAAUAAAAGUUUCGUAAAAAUUUCAUAACUGUUCUAUUCUACACUUACACGUUUUGUACAAUACCUAAAGAGAAAAAGUACUGGAAUAUUGAUUUUAUAGUAAUUUAUUCACUAGUUGCAAGACGUUUAUUUGCUGCAGUUAUCACUGAAUUACGUUCGUCAUCGAUCACAGUAUAUUACUAUGUUUAACAUAGUCCACAUAACCUGGUAGGAUUAAGCUAGUAUACAGAAGAUUCAAUGAGACCUUAUAGUUGGCAAGGAUAUAAUUGGUUAUUAGACAUAUAUUGUUAACUACAUUGUGACAUUAAUCACAUAUUUUUUGACUGUCCUAAAUCUCUUUUUUUUA